Komagataella phaffii GS115 is the source of this 1506-nucleotide messenger RNA. RefSeq lists its product as uncharacterized. Bases 1 to 1506 code for a protein of 501 amino acids. The record is from RefSeq and is a predicted model, not a curated record. The transcript has a single exon. NCBI's taxonomy places the organism in Eukaryota, Fungi, Ascomycota, Pichiomycetes, Pichiales, Pichiaceae. Gene Ontology annotation, molecular function: protein serine/threonine phosphatase activity; protein binding. Gene Ontology annotation, cellular component: cytosol; nucleus.
AUGACUGACUUGAAAAGCAAAGCAGAUGCCUUGAAAGAUAAGGGAAACCAAGAGCUCAAGCAAAACCAUUUCGAAAAGGCCGUCGAGUUUUAUACCGAAGCCAUCAGUCUGAAGCCAAAUCCAAUCUAUUAUUCCAAUCGAGCCCAGGCCCAAAUCAAGUUGGAAAAUUAUGGUUUGGCUAUUGCUGAUGCUACAAGUGCCAUAGAACUGGAUCCAUCUUAUCUUAAAGCUUACUAUCGAAGAGCAGUGGCGACGUUUGCUAUUCUGGACUACAGGAAGGCCAAACUUGACGUGAAGAUGGUGCUCAGUAAGGUGCCAAAUGAUCCUAACUCGAAAAAGUUGGCUGCAGAGAUUGAUCAGAUUAUCAAGAGAAUAGCUUUUGAAAAGGCUAUUGCUGUAGACGAGAAAGAGUCAGUCAUUCAAGAAUUGGAUUUCAACGCAAUACAGUUGGAAAAUGAUUAUGAUGGAGCUCCUUUGGAGAUCGAAGUUACAGGCAAGGGACAAGACAGAAACUUGUCCGUUAAUAUUACCCAAGAAUAUCUCAAGCAAAUGAUUCAAAGAUUCAAGAAUGGUAAAAAGCUUCCAAAGAAACACGCAUUUGCAAUAGUAGCUGCCGCUAAUGAAGUUUUCAAGAAUGAACAUUCUUUGGUAGAGUUUGGAUUUGACAGAAAUAAUAGCCAAGAAGAAGCACUACCAGACACUGUGAAGACAAUCACAAUAUGUGGAGAUACCCAUGGUCAGUUUUACGAUGUUUUGAACAUAUUCGAGUCCUUCGGUAAUGUCGGUCCUAAUCAUGUUUAUCUAUUCAAUGGAGAUUUUGUCGACAGAGGAAGUUGGUCUUGUGAAGUCGCAUUCCUUCUUUUCACACUCAAACUUUUAUACCCCAAGUUUUUCUACUUGAACCGAGGUAACCAUGAAACCAACAGUAUGAACAAAGUCUAUGGAUUUGAAGACGAGUGUAAAUAUAAGUACGGUGAACGCCUUUUCACCUGUUUUUCUGAAGCCUUCAACUCCUUGCCUUAUGCUACUUUGAUAGGUCAAGAGUAUCUGGUAAUGCAUGGAGGACUAUUCAGCGAUGACAAGAAGACCCUUCAGGACAUAAGAAACAUUAAAAGGGUCCCUAAUAGACAGCCACCAAAUGAAGGAGUGGAAAUGGAACUACUAUGGACAGACCCUCAGGUUAUGCCUGGACGUUCGCCAUCUAAAAGAGGUGUUGGAAUUCAAUUUGGACCUGACAUCACUUACAGAUUCUGUAGGAGCAACAAUCUGAAAGCUAUCAUCAGAUCACAUGAAGUCAGAAUGGGUGGUUAUGAGGAAGAACAUGACGGUAAAUUAAUUACCGUGUUUAGUGCUCCUAACUACUGUGACACUCAAGGUAAUCUAGGUGCAGUCGUCAACUUGACAUCAGAUGAAAAGAAAGAGUACAGAAUAGAUUUCAAGACUUUCAAAGAGGUUCCUCAUCCCGACAUAAAACCAAUGGCAUACACAAACUCUGGAGGAUUUUAA